AUGUUGCUGUGCAUCAUUGUCGUCACAGCUCUCAACCAGGCUCAUGUUACACGUUACGAGCCCAAAAUAAGCAACCAUUCAUCCUGGCUGAGCACUCACAGAGCACUCAGGCUGAACACUCACAGAGCGCUCAGGCUGAACAACCAUGGCAUUACCAACCGGGCCUCUGUUACACGUUACAUCAUGGAAAUAGUUGGUACCAUACACACAGCUACAACACACAUCACAUACGAAUGCGUGUCCUGUGGGGUCGAUGUGUGGGCAUUCGUCGUCUUCGUCGCCGUCCCCACAUCCCACAAAGAGGGGGGGCCAGCGUCGUCGUCGUUGCGCCCACAUCUGGCAUGUAUCAUCCUCGUCACCAUCCAGCUGUGCCCACAUCCCUCAAAGAGGGGAGGGGCAUUCGUCAUCUUCGUCGCCGUCCCCACAUCCCUCAAAGAGGGGGAGGGGCCAGCGUCGUCGUCGUUGUUGCAGCCACAUCCGGCAUGGAUCGUCCUCGUCGCCGUCCAGCCGUUUCGUCGUCUUCGUCGCCGUCCCUACAUCCCUCACAGCAACGUUGUCGCCGUCGUCAGCAAACACCGUCGCCGUCGUCAGCAAACACCGUCGCCGUCGUCAGCAACAUUGUCGCCGUCGUCAGCAACGUUGUCGCCGUCGUCGGCAAACACCGUCACCGUCAUCAGCAAUGUUGUCGUCGCCGUCGCCACGAACGUUGUCACCACAUCCACGUUGUUGUUGGCAAGACAUUGGGGGAGGCGGAGUGGCGGGCAGAAGAUGUUGAGAGGGGAAGCCGUGGUUGUCGUCCUUUCAUUCGCGUGGUGCUGA
Laccaria bicolor S238N-H82 is the source of this 819-nucleotide messenger RNA. RefSeq names its product GPI-anchored small secreted protein. Lineage: Eukaryota; Fungi; Basidiomycota; Agaricomycetes; Agaricales; Hydnangiaceae. The transcript has 4 exons. Bases 1 to 819 code for a protein of 272 amino acids. The record is from RefSeq and is a predicted model, not a curated record.